UAGAAGAGGCAGUCAGCUGCUAUCCCGUGUCUGCCAAGGGUCUGAAUCACAAGCAUUACAGCACAAUCAGAGGAACAUUUGGGACAAAUUCUUAAUAUUAGGACCAUCUACGUAGCCAUGCCAGGGGCUGCCUGCUAGCUGCUCAGUUAGACUCAGCUCACUUGUGUUUAUUUAGAUACAGUUCUAGAUACGGAGAGUAGAGUGGUCCCUGAACUCAUCCUGUAUGGCACAGAUACACAGCCUGUCUAUCUCCAACUAAGUCAAUUCACCCAUCGCUGACUCUGACGUAUUAUGAGGACCACCUUAAAUUAACAUCAGGAACAGAAACUCGUCAUCAAACCUAAAAACCAUGACUGCUAGACAAUGACCGGGUGGCUGCAUGAAUUUUAACGAGCUGAUUGUCUUUCCUCGCCAUUUCUGAUGAGAUCACGCAAUGUACGUGGUGUGAAUAGUGUUUGCACAAGGUAAACAGAUAUGGGGGACUGGACGUUCCUUGGAGAAUUUCUAGAAGAGGUUCAGAAACAUUCCACGGUGGUGGGGAAGGUGUGGUUGACUAUGCUCUUCAUUUUUCGAAUGCUAGUAUUAGGAACUGCAGCAGAGUCAUCUUGGGGAGAUGAACAGUCAGACUUUACAUGCGACACUAACCAGCCUGGUUGUGAAAAUGUUUGCUACGAUAAAGCCUUCCCCAUUUCCCACAUCCGAUACUGGGUUCUCCAGAUCAUUUUUGUUUCUACCCCAUCGUUACUUUACAUGGGACAUGCAAUGCACAUGGUUCGGGUAGAGGAGAAAAAGAAACUCAGAGAAGAAGAAAAGUCAAAGGGGAAUAUUACUGGUGACUCCGUCUACCACCAGCAGGAGUAUACACCAGAAAAAGCUGAACCUUCCUACAGGGAUGAGCUGAGUGGUAAAAUCAGAUUAAAAGGAAGCUUAUUAAAUACAUACGUAUGCAGUAUUUUGAUCCGUACUGUGAUGGAAAUAGCUUUUAUUGUUGGACAGUACAUGUUGUACGGGAUCUUUUUGAAUACGCUAUAUAUUUGCAAAAGAGCACCAUGUCCACAUCCUGUCAACUGCUUUGUGUCCAGGCCAACUGAGAAAAAUGUCUUUAUAAUUUUUAUGUUUUCAGUGGCAGGCCUGUCUCUAUUACUUAGUUUGGUGGAACUCUAUUACUUGGCUUGGAAAAAGCUAAAGGAUAAGGUUGCUGCCUCUCCCACAAACAAUCCAAAUGCCCUUAGGGUAGCGACUGUGGAACCGGAGCACCGAUCUCAAAGUUGCACUCCACCACCAGAUUUUAACCAGUGUUUGAGCAGUGACAAAGACAAAUACAGCCAUCCCUUCAACAAUACUCUGGCAUCCCAGCAAAACACUGCUAAUUUUGCAACUGAAAGGGUCCAAAGCGAAGAAGAUGCUGGAGAGGAACAAUUCAUACACAUUAACUACACACAGAAUGCUCCGGUGUCUGUUAAUUCUAUACCACACCAUACAUCCAAUGGCUACUGUCACGGCAACCGCCGCUUGAGUAAAACCAGUCGCACAAGCAGCAAAGCUCGGUCAGAUGACUUAUCUGUGUAGUGGCCACAAUAUUGUUUUAUCGUUCACCAUGGGACUCUUCCCGUCCUGUGAAUAGAGCCAAGCAACUAGCAGAGCUUGAUGUUCAGGAUCAAAUUUCUUGUUAGAUGACAAGGCACAUGAUUAAGAUGGAGGCUGAUAAAUCUUCAUAGACUUUCAGAGCCAGAUAGGAAUAUAUAGGAAUCAGACUUUUUGGGAAGAUAACACUGGUGGUGUUUUAUAUAAAGUGCUCAAACAUACUUGGAUAAUAGGAGUUACUAGAACCUGUCCUGAGGAGUAUUAGAAAAUGUAUGUCUAAAGACUUAUCAAAUAACAUGAAAUGUGUAGAGCUUUUUAAGCAAACGUUCCUUUUCUGUGGCACAAAGUCAUCUUAUCAAGUGUUGCAUAUUACAGUUCAGUGAUGAGAUAGCACCAGCAUUCCUGGGCCCUGUGUUAAAGGUAUUACCACAAAUAAAAAUAGAGCCUCAAAAGAAAAAACGUUUAAAGACCUUUUUUAAAGAAGUGUUACAAAAAUAUGUAAAUAUAAUGUCAAAAUAUUUUAUGUGUUUUCGUAAUAUAUCCAAUGUAGGCCCCGAUUUAAUAUUUUUGAUUAAGCUCUUCAAAAGAGUUAAUAUUUUUAAAGGAAGACUAUAUGGUCAGAAACACAUACAUGCAUUCCUGACCCUAUAAUGUUAAAAACGCUAUCUAGCUGCCCUUGUGCCCCUUGCCUCCCUAAAUAUUGUAAAAUCUUAGCUUUAUGCCAUUAUGCUGGUGCUGGUUCUGUCCCCAGUCUACCACCAGUCCCAGUCCAAUAAUCUGGAUUGGCUGAAAUGGUCAAUUCUGAUUAUCUCAGCCAAGGAGGUGGGCCAGGGGUGGAGUCAAACCCUGCCCUGGCCAAUCAGCAUCUCCUCAUAGAGAUUUAUUAAAUCAAUGCAUCUUUAUGAGGAAAGUUCAGUGUCUAUAUGCAGCACUGCCCCCAGAAGCACCUCGAGUAACCAUCUGACUAUCCCUUGUCUGUAACGUAAACA
Molecule: messenger RNA, 2573 nt
Organism: Pelobates fuscus (common spadefoot toad)
Lineage: Eukaryota; Metazoa; Chordata; Amphibia; Anura; Pelobatidae
Gene: GJA5
Product: gap junction protein alpha 5
Exons: 3
Coding region: 475-1569 (364 amino acids)
Biological process (GO): cell-cell signaling; heart development; atrial cardiac muscle cell to AV node cell communication by electrical coupling
Cellular component (GO): connexin complex
Molecular function (GO): gap junction channel activity involved in atrial cardiac muscle cell-AV node cell electrical coupling
Source: RefSeq, a predicted model, not a curated record